Messenger RNA from Gasterosteus aculeatus aculeatus (three-spined stickleback), 2284 nucleotides. It is a transcript of the gene amn, whose product is annotated as amnion associated transmembrane protein. Gene Ontology annotation, cellular component: endocytic vesicle; apical plasma membrane. Lineage: Eukaryota; Metazoa; Chordata; Actinopteri; Perciformes; Gasterosteidae. Gene Ontology annotation, biological process: intracellular protein localization; receptor-mediated endocytosis. The record is from RefSeq and is a predicted model, not a curated record.
UGUUUGAUGAGUGAUACUCUGCUGACUCAACACUCCUAGAAAGCCAAUAGCUUGCAAACACAACAAAGCAGCGACAUGAUGCUGUUGGGAAAGCAACAGUAAAAGCAACGCAUAAUAGAGGCAGAUAUUAUUGCUUCAUUUUUCCUUAUUCUUUAAAAGAAAAUUAAGUAAAAAAAUUAAGUAAAAUAUUGACUCGUGUGUUUGGAUGUCCCCAUGAAAAACAUAUAUUAUAAGGGAAUAAAGAAGCAGGACGGCCCCUUUAGGAAAUCUAGGUUUUGUAAAAGAAGAAUUAGUGUUGCAGACACAGAACUCACUCACAGAAAUAUAAAUGUCCUCAUAGUUCUUAAGAAUACUGUGAUAAUAGAUAAACAACAUUCGUUUCCACGUUUGUUGCAGAAUUGUAAAUCGUUUACAGGUCACCUGCUGGGGCCGGUUGAUGUGGUCCAGAGCUCAUCAGCUUUACCGGCGAGCUGCGUGCACUCAUGUGUUAGUCACAAGGUGGGAAACAAAGGUCAGCGUCUGUUCUCUCAGUCCAUCACAAGAUUCCAGGAUGUUGAUGACUGAGCUCCCGCUCGUCUUCUGUCUUGUCGGGGCAGCGGGUGCCCUGCACAAACAGUGGAUUCCGGACACCAACUAUGAGAACAAGACGAACUGGGACAGAGAGGCUGUUCCAUGUGGCAACGACAUCGCUCAUUUUCCAGCCCAGAGAAAGGUGUCCGUGUUCGUGGAGACCACGCAUGCCGUGCGGGAGAUGAGGCUGCCGGUUGACGGGGAGUUCAUCCUGAACUCGGGAGCUGGAUUUUAUGUCGUGCGCGGGAAAGAUCCACGCUGCGGAGCUGGUGUCACGACCAAGUUCAGAGACUCGGAGCCUCUUCGGUGGUUCAACCCGGCUCUGUGGCAGGCAGCUGCAACUCUGGACGACCUGCAGCGUGGAAACUUCUUGUACUCAGUCCACGAGGAGAGCGUCCCGUGCCUGCAGGACGAUGUGGUUUUUGAAGCCCACUCCUCUUUCAGCAUGGACACCGGCUCCGGUCAGUUCGCCGUUUCUGUCAAAUCGGUGUCGGUGCUGGGGAAGAAGUUUGAGAGCAGAUCUGAGUUCUACCAGUAUCUCAGCUCACGUUCAGGCCAGCUGCAGUUUCAAGGACCCUCUGCUGUCACUGUUGGGAACCAAGAGUGUGGGGAUCCUUCGGGCUGCGACUGUGGGAAUUCUGUGAACCAUCAGCAGAUAUGCAACACUAUCACAUGUGACUCUCCGAGCUGUAAGAAGCCUCUCCACCCUGCGGGACACUGCUGUGGUGUUUGUGGCGCCAUCGUCACCAUUCGCUAUGCUGCUGGUUUCAACCUGCAAACUUACAGGCAACGAAUCCAUCACCUGUUUCUAAUCUUGCCAAAAUACAAACACAUUCAGCUGGGCAUGUCUAAAGUCUUCAAGUCACAGCGGCUGAUGGGGGUCAUCCCUUUUGGCACCUCGCCCGAGAUCCAGGUGGUUAUUGUGGAUGGAGAGAAGGGGCCGCAGUCCGAAGGUCUGGCUCGGGACAUACUGACAGAUGCCCGUUCUCAUGCCUCCAACCUGGGGAUAGCUGGGGCUGAAUACCUCACCUCUUCUGGGAGCAGCAGUGAUCAGACCGGAGGAGGCGCCGGGAUGGUGGUUGGAGUUGUGUUUGGGGUUUUGAUCAUGAUUACAAUCGUGGUGGCGGCGGCGGUCCUGAUUCGUAAAGGGGUUGUUCGAAUACCAUCAUCACUGCCGAGUCUGGGCAGCUUAAUGAGAAGCAGCGAUGUUGGAGACCUCGACGGGUCUAUUGACCACGGCUUUGAUAAUCCUAUUUUUGACAGGCCCAACAUGCUGCCCGAUAUUCCUGGCGUGUAUGGCGCUGCAGCAAACCAUUCGAUCUCUAUGACUCAGACAGGUGUGCACUUUGUAAACCCAGUUUAUGACGAUAGUGAAACUGAUUUAAAUGCCUGAAAUAGACUGCAGCAGAAUUUGGGGGAGUUGAUUUCAAAAGUACUUUUUAAUUAACUUGAUGAUUUUACAGUAUCUUCAACAAGGAGCUCUAGAAUAAUUCAGCAAAUGCACUUGUAGAACAAAUAAAAUAAUUGUUUGCAGACAAUGUCACAUUCAAGAGCCUGUAUAUAAAUCUCAAUAAAGCUGCAGUAAAUGGGUUUAUUGCUGCACAGAUUUAUUUUAUAUAUUACCACUGGAUGGCUUUGUGUAAAAUCCUCCACAUCUGCCAACAAUGUUAUAUACCUUGUUAUGUAACCUCAAUAAACAUUUAUUACACAAUAA